CAUUUCAUGUGGGGUGAGCCUCAGAGCUUAAAUGCACUAGUUUUGAGGUUGAAGCGGACAAACCACGAUGGAGUCUGUUCUUGUUGCUGCGACUGUGUUCAGUCUUUUGUCCAUCGGACAGUCAGCUCCAUUGACGAGCUGCGAGAGUCUAAUCCAACCUCUUGAAAUCCAAGGAAGAGACCAAUUGCUGGGCAAGUGGAUGCUGGUGGCAGAAAGUGCCAACAUCCAAGAUGUUGAAGUGAAAAUAAAUUCUUUUCGGGAAAGCCAGUGGUUGAAAAUCUCUGCUGCUAAUGAGAGUGAUGCCGUCAUUUUCACAAACACAGUAAAACUGUUUGGCUUCUGUGUCACACUCAUAAAUAAGAUGACCUUGGAAAACAACGCUCUCCAACCAUCCAUAAUCAACGAGACAUCGGAACACCCUCCUCCGCCAGAGGGUGUUUUCAAGUUGUCUCCAAUAAACCUACUGAAAACUGGCUGCCGGGAUUGUCUCUUGCUCAGAAGGGCUCAGCACCUAGGAUUAGGUCUUGUGUUACUGAGCAAAAGACGCACUGUGACUGAUGCUGAGCUGGAAGAGUUUAAGAAGCAGGGAGAGUGUCUGGAUUUACCUUGGACUUUUAGUCCGAACCCAGAGGGAGGUCUUUGCCCCGAGCCUCCCCCUGAAGAAACAGAUGUGAUGCAUUUCCUUGUCAAUGGACAGAGGUCAGAUUUUCUAAAAGUAAUUGAGACGAUUGUCAACUCUACAGGUGAACCGAGCAGUUUCUUUGAAACGGCCUCUGAGUUAUCUUGAAAAGAAGAUCAACAGUACAGAGGCUGUGUCUCAGAGAAAUCUCAGAGUGAAUUUGGUCAGUAAUGAAGAUAUUAAAUAAAUUUGACAUAUGA
Messenger RNA from Toxotes jaculatrix (banded archerfish), 879 nucleotides. RefSeq lists its product as uncharacterized. The transcript is spliced from 7 exons. Lineage: Eukaryota; Metazoa; Chordata; Actinopteri; Toxotidae. The record is from RefSeq and is a predicted model, not a curated record. The coding region runs from base 68 to 787 and encodes 239 amino acids.